Messenger RNA from Maniola jurtina (meadow brown), 2688 nucleotides. Its product is annotated as probable peroxisomal acyl-coenzyme A oxidase 1. Gene Ontology annotation, molecular function: FAD binding; fatty acid binding; acyl-CoA oxidase activity. Gene Ontology annotation, biological process: lipid homeostasis; fatty acid beta-oxidation using acyl-CoA oxidase. The transcript is spliced from 13 exons. The coding region runs from base 124 to 2142 and encodes 672 amino acids. NCBI's taxonomy places the organism in Eukaryota, Metazoa, Arthropoda, Insecta, Lepidoptera, Nymphalidae. The record is from RefSeq and is a predicted model, not a curated record. Gene Ontology annotation, cellular component: peroxisome.
AGCAUUGUUUGGUGAGCACACAAAACGUUCGCGCGGUUUCAGUACAAACAGCUCCACCGGCCGGUGUGACUGUGCAUUUUCGCGCACAAUACCUACCUAGACUUGUUUAUAUUUUCUGUGGCCAUGAAGGCAAAUAAAACCAAAUACGAUGUCAACCCGGACCUAGCUAAAGAGAGGCUAAAAUGCAAUUUCAACAUCGAGGAAGUUACGUUCAUAAUAGAUGGAGGAAAGGAAAAAACUUUGCAGAGGAAAAAAAUUGAGGACAUCGCCCUCAACAAUGGGGACUCACUGGACGAAGUCCCCGAAGAGUGCCUCAGCAUCAAGGAGAGAUACGAGAAUGCCGUGAGGAAGUCCUGCAUCUACUCCAACAAAGUCCGGCGCGAGAUGCUGGAAAUUACGGGAAUCGAAAAUUAUGCGUCUCCAGUCCUUCGGCGCACCGCAGAUGCAUUCUUCAAGGACAUCUCGCCGUUCAUGCUGCACCUGGGCAUGUUCGUGCCAGCGCUCAUGGGGCAGAGCACGCCGGACCAGUUGGCAGAAUGGUUGCCCAAAGCCCUGGACAUGCAGAUCAUCGGAGCCUAUGCACAGACAGAACUCGGACAUGGAACAUUCAUUAGGGGUCUGGAGACUACAGCAACGUAUGACCCCGAAAAGGAAGAGUUUGUGCUUCACAGCCCCACACUGACUUCCUACAAGUGGUGGGCAGGAGGGCUUGGUACAACAGCAAAUCAUUGCGUAGUGAUGGCACAACUAUACACCAAGGGAGAAUGCCAUGGAACCCAUUUAUUCAUCGUCCAAAUUCGGGAUCUGGAUACGCACAUGCCCCUCACUGGUAUAAAAGUUGGUGAAAUAGGACCUAGAAUGGGGUUUAGCAGUGCGGACAAUGGCUUCCUAGGCUUUAAUCAGUUUAGGAUACCGAGAGAGAAUAUGCUGAUGAAACAUGCCAAAGUUGAAAAGGAUGGCACCUACGUGAAAUCAGCAAGGCAUGGGAAACUGACAUAUGGGACAAUGGUAUUCGUGAGAGUAACCCUCGUGAGCGAAAUGUCUUUCAACAUCUCAAAGGCUGCGACUAUAGCAGUUCGGUACUCUGCUGUAAGGCGACAAUCUGAACUUAGACCCAAUGAGCCAGAGCCUCAAAUCUUGGACUAUCCGACACAGCAGCAUAAGCUAUUCAUAUGCAUAGCGACAGCACACGCGUUCCAGCUUACCGCCAGCUGGCUUUGGAACACCUACGAAGUUGUUAUGGCUGACAUGAAAAAAGGGAACGUUGAUGCAUUGCCUGAGCUUCACGCAUUAUCAAGUUGUCUUAAAGCUGUGAGCACAUCAGAUGCACUGUCACAUAUAGAGCAGUGUAGAUUCGCGUGUGGUGGUCACGGGUACAUGCUGUCUUCGAACCUGCCCUUCCUCUACUCCUUCGUCGCAGCCACCAGGACCUAUGAAGGCGAUUAUACUGUUCUACUUCUGCAGACUGCGAGGUUUUUAGUAAAAGCCUGGGAGCAAGCGGAAGCUGGCAAAGGUGUCACCCAAACGGUGUCUUACUUGAAUCGGUCCGCAAAUAGCAAAAGAGUGAAUUGGGACAACACUCACGAGGGCAUCAUUAAAUCCUUUCAGGCAAUUGCUGCAGGCAAAAUAGCUCAAUGUGUGAAAAGUAUACGAGAUCGAAUAAAAUCUGGAAUGGACUAUGAAGAUGCGUGGCUCAUGACAACUGUUCAGCUAGUUGGUGCGGCUGAGGCACACUGUCGGGCCGUCUUACUUGGUACAUACUGGAACGAAAUGAAAAGGAUAACUAAAACGUCGAGUGAGAACGUGAGGAAGGUGCUGCAUCAGUUAGCAGUGUUGUAUCUCAUGUAUUGGGCACUCGAAAAGACAGGCGAUCUGUUGAAGUAUGCGUCAGUUUCUAAAAAAGAUCUUGAUGAGCUGCAAAGGCGUUACGAGGAACUUCUAGCUGAAUUGCGACCGAAUGCCGUGGGACUCGUCGAUGCCUUCGACCUAAGGGAUGAGAUCCUACAUUCCUCUCUGGGAUCUUACGACGGCCGUGUCUACGAGCGCCUGAUGGAAGAAGCCCAGAAAAGCCCGUUGAACGCUGAACCAGUCAACCCAAGCUUCCAUAAAUACAUCAAGCCGCUCAUGCUUGGAAAGUUAUGAUUUUAACGAUCUAGUCUAGGUAUAUUGUGUAAUUUCUAGUUUUUUUAGACGUGUUUUGGGGUAAUUUUGUAAAAUGGAAAUAUUUAUGAUGUGAACGAUUUUAACAAAGAGGCAGGUAUUGAUAAGCCAUGCUCUUGUGAAAUGGUGCUAAAAAUACUGGUUGCAUUUUUACACAGAAUAGAUACGAGUAGGUAGUUAGGCUAACCAAAAAUUGUCGGUUGUCGGUUUUCGGUUUUUCCCCGUAUAUGUGCUAUAAGACCUACCUAUCUGCCAGAUUUCAUGAUUCUAGGUCAACGGGAAGUAUCGUAAUAGGUUUUUUGACAGACACGACAAAUAGACAACAAGUGAUCCUAUAAGGGUUCAUUAUUUCUUUUGAGGUACGGAAUCCUAAUAAUGUAAAAAAGUGAUUCAAAACUGGACUGGUGAGCUCAUACUCUUGGUAAAGAAAGCAGGAUUUAUCAUCAUUUAUUAUUAGUAGAUAAUAGAUAGAUAGAUAACUAGAUAAAAGUAUUUUUUCCACAAUUUUAUUUACACAAAAAACACACA